Molecule: messenger RNA, 1503 nt
Organism: Fraxinus pennsylvanica
Lineage: Eukaryota; Viridiplantae; Streptophyta; Magnoliopsida; Lamiales; Oleaceae
Source: the annotation of a GenBank genome assembly
AUGGCAGAGGAGGAAGUUCAAGCUCGUUCUGGAUGCUUUGAUGAAGUGCUUUACGACCCACUGCUAGAUUCAGAAGGUAGACAUGAAAUCCUUCAAAUUCAUACACGUAAAUUAAACACGAAACUGGAUUAUGAAGUUGAUCUCCGACAGAUAGCUGAAGGCACCAAGGGCUUCUCAGGGGCAGAUCUGGCUAACCUUUGCAGAAGAGUUGGAAUGAUUGCUCUGAGCGAAGACAUGUCCGCAACAGCUGUGUAUUACAGGCAUUUCCAGACUGCUUUAAGGUCGGUAAAAGAACCACCUACGGUAAAGGCAGCAUGUAUCAAGCAGAAGAGUAAGGGGACGGAGAAAUUGUUGCUCGGGGCAAUUCCUGCAAUCGUUUUAAUCACAUUUGCUGUUCAAAAAAUAUCCAAAGAAUCAUCAUCAGAUCAACUUCCUCCAUGGAUAUCCAAUUCUGAUAAUAAAAAAUCAAGAAAAUUAGCAUCUUCUUCUUCAAAAAAAGGAGAAAUUAUUGAUGAUUCUUACAUCAAACAGCAAGCUCUAGUUGCAUCUAUGUUGUAUCAUCAUCACAUGCAAAAUGGUGAUCUUCUUAAUCUGGACCGUUCAAUUUCUGUUAAGCAUCCUCCACCAUCAUCAAACAAACUGAAGAAGUUGCAAAAGAGAUCUUAUUCGGUUUCGGAUUCCAGCUCCAAGGCUUUGCAGAUCAUUCACCAGGAUGUAGGAACUGAGGAGUCUGACAAGAUGCAUUUUGUCCUAGUUCAUGGGGGUGGUUUUGGUGCAUGGUGUUGGUAUAAAAUCAUAGCCCUUUUGAAAGAAAGCAAACAUGAAGUUGAAGCCAUAGAGCUCACUGGUUCUGGACUCAAUUCUUGUGACAUAAAUUGCAUCACAACUCUAGCAGAAUAUGCUAAACCUCUUACUGAUUUUCUAGCAAAGCUUGAAGAUGGAAACAAGGUGAUUUUGGUUGGACAUGAUUUUGGUGGAGCUUGUGUUUCAUAUGCAAUGGAGUUGUAUCCAGCAAAAGUUUCUAAAGCAAUUUUUGUUGCAGCAGCAAUGUUGAAUAGUGGGCAGAGUAUUCUUGAUGUCUUCUCUCAAAAGUCGUGCUUAAAUGAUCUAAACCAACGCGCUUGGAAGUUUUCGUAUGCAAAUGGGAAGAGCCACCCACCGACUGCUAUUGAUUUAGACAAAUCAUUACUAGAUGACUUCUUAUUUAACAGAACAUCUGCAAAGGACAUCGCAUUAGCUUCAGUAUCAAUGAGGCAAGUCCCUUUUGCACCAUUAGCAGACAAGAUUUCCCUUUCUACAGCAAAUUAUGGCUCUAUCCCAAGUUUUUAUAUAAAAACAGAAGAAGAUUUUGCCAUUCCUCUCCCCCUUCAAGAGGCCAUGAUCAAAUCAAAUCAGCCAAAGCAAGUUUUUCAGAUAAAAGGCUCAGAUCAUUCGCCAUUUUUUUCAAAGCCUCAAGCGCUACACAGACUCUUAAUAGAAGUAUCAAAAAUCACAUCGGUGUAA